UAUUCGCGAUCUGGCAUCCCAGUGAAAGCGGAAAUGGUAAUGUAAUGUAUAAACCCGCGCGGGAAAAGCAGUGUUUUGGUGGCAGUAAGUCUGAAGAAAGCGGGAGACUGUUUUUAACACAGACCUCGUUAUACUGUGCGGACCAGGAUGAAGGUGGUAACAUGUGAAAUUGCCUGGCACAACAAGGAGCCAGUGUACAGUCUGGAUUUUCAACAGAAUGCCGAUGGCAAGAUUCACCGCCUGGCCACGGCUGGAGUGGACACCACAGUGCGCAUGUGGCGUGUGGACAGGGGGCCAGACGGAAAGGCUGUAGUGGAAUUCCUGUCAAAUUUAGCAAGACAUACCAAAGCAGUGAAUGUAGUUCGCUUUUGUCCAACCGCAGAGCUGCUGGCCUCUGGAGGAGACGAUGCAGCCAUCUUAUUAUGGAAGAUUAAUGAUAGUAAAGAGGUCGAGCAAGCCCCAACUUUCCAGGAGGAUGAGGAUGCUCUGCUGAACAAGGAAAGCUGGAAUGUAGUCAAGACUCUCAGGGGGCACAUUGAGGAUGUGUAUGACUUGUCAUGGACAAGCGAUGGGAAUUUCCUGGUUUCUGGCUCUGUGGACAACACUGCCAUCAUGUGGGAUAUACAGAAGGGUCAGAAGAUAUGCAUCUUUAAUGACCAUAAGAGCUAUGUGCAGGGUGUAUCCUGGGACCCGCUAGGUCAAUAUAUUAGCACACUUAGCUGUGAUAGGGUUAUGCGUGUGUACAGCACACACACAAAGAAAAAGGCCUACAGCGUGAGUAAAAUGACAUCAGGCUCUGCUGGAGAGGGAGAGGUGAAGAACUUCAGGAUGUUUCAUGAUGACAGCAUGCGAUCCUUCUUCAGACGCCUCACUUUUACACCUGACGGCUCCUUCCUCCUGGCACCUGCUGGUUGUGUGGAGACAGGAGAGAAUGUCACAAACACCACCUAUGUCUUCUCCAGGAAGAGCUUCAAGAGACCCAUUGCCCAUCUCCCUUGUCCUGCUAAAGCCACUCUUGCUGUACGAUGUUGCCCUGUGUACUUUGAGCUCAGAACAAAGAAGCUUGAAGAUGGAUUGGUCCAGCCGCUGCCCAACACCUUCCAGCUGCCGUAUCGCUUGGUGUUUGCUGUGGCAUCUGAAGACUCAAUCUUUUUUUACGACACCCAGCAGACAGUGCCAUUUGGUUACGUGUCCAAUAUCCACUACCACACCCUGAGUGACCUCAGCUGGUCUCGUGAUGGCUCAUUCCUGGCCGUGUCGUCUACGGAUGGCUAUUGCUCUUUUGUGUCCUUUGACGAACUGGAGCUUGGUACGCCUCUGAAGGAGCGGCCACAGCUGGACAUCAUCACCCCACUCACUGCCAGUGAGAAAAAGGGCAAGAGAACAUCAGGUAGUGGACGAACAGCUUCACCCGUGCCCCGCACCAACCCUUCACCCAUCAUGCAGGAGAAAGAGACUUCAUCUGCUACUUCUGAAGAGAAGCGAACGCCACAAGGCCUGAAGGCCAAAUCGCAGCCCAGGCGCAUUACCCUCAACACACUGGAGGGAUGGAGCAAACCCAGCACCCCAAAAUCUCCUGCCACACCUACUGCCCCUCCCACCAGCAGUCCCAGCAUGCCCAAAUCUGCCCCCUCCACUCCUCUGCCCAGUCGAGGACCGCUUACUCCCAAAACUACUCAAACUACCCCAAGCACCCCGCUUGCUCCCAUCAGUGCCAGAAACUCCACAACGCCUAAAGGACCCACCCCUAGACGAAUUUCUCUGACACCACUUAUCCCCAGAUCUCCAGCUUCCUCUCAGACCUUUAUCACUCCAUCCUCCACUGAGAAAGCCAAACAUGAGAGACCAUCUCCUUCUAACGAUCCAGUGUGCAAGCCUCCUGAAUCCAAGCGGCCCAAGACUGACGAAGCUUCAGGUCCGAAUGGCAGCAGCAGCACUUCUCCUCAAAGCACUGAGCCCUCCAGCAGCAAGACCACGAAGUCUUGACCAAUAACUAUACCUCCCCAUGUUUUUAACCAGCUGUACUUCUUUAAAAAGUAUCCAGGAGUGUGUGUAUUUGGACACGAUCACUUGAAAUUAAAACUGAACCAAACCCUUACAGUGCAACUUGAUCAUGAGGGAACAGGAUUCAAUUUUUUUCUGGUUCAUUUUGGCAAGCUUAUUGACUUGUCUAUUUAUACUGUUAAGGGAAUUGUAUUGUGUGUUACUGAUAGUUUAGAAGACAUUUCUAAAUUGUUGUAUUGCAAUCAGUUCAUCAUCACUGAGCUGUUUAUUAUUGAUAUCAAAGUACCAAGCACUGCUUUUGAAAUACUAGUUUAAGAAUUCAUGUCCAUGUGCAGAGGCGCAAAGAUGGUCGUUUUCUGUGGCCAGGUUGUAUUGUCUUGUUUGCAGCAACAGCUGAAGCAACCGCUUUGUCUGUGUGAACAUGCUGAUUCAUCUGUACAGAAGAUGAAACACACUAGAACUGUGGUGGCAAACAAACCAUAGAUGGUGUAAAAUGUGGAAGCCUCUGUUUCAGAAUGGGGGAUGCAGACUGAGCUUUUGCUGUAAACAGAAUUACUAAAGAAUGAAAGUAAAUAGUCAGUGACGAGAGUCAGCUUUAACCUAUGAAGCUUUAUUUGGAUUCAGUCUUUGUUGAAUGAAUAAUUCAUUAAAUUACUUACCACAGUUCUCCUCUUUCUUCUAAAGCAACCUUAGUAGUUUUUUCCCCGAAUAGUAGUGAGGUCGUUACUUAAAGUUUUAGCAACACAACCAAAAAGCUACUGUCACAGAGAUUACUUAGCAAUCUGCCUUCCUAUCCAGUUGAGAAACUUGUACAUGUGUGAAGCAAGCUAGUCAUUGGGCCUCAUUUAUCAAACUGGAUUUAAAGUUAUGUACACUCACUGAGCACUUUAUCAGGAACACUAUACUAAUA
Molecule: messenger RNA, 2914 nt
Organism: Pangasianodon hypophthalmus (striped catfish)
Lineage: Eukaryota; Metazoa; Chordata; Actinopteri; Siluriformes; Pangasiidae
Gene: chaf1b
Product: chromatin assembly factor 1, subunit B
Exons: 14
Coding region: 148-1986 (612 amino acids)
Biological process (GO): nucleosome assembly; DNA replication-dependent chromatin assembly
Cellular component (GO): nucleus; CAF-1 complex
Molecular function (GO): protein binding
Source: RefSeq, a predicted model, not a curated record